Messenger RNA from Patella vulgata (common limpet), 1644 nucleotides. Its product is annotated as chitinase-3-like protein 1. The record is from RefSeq and is a predicted model, not a curated record. Gene Ontology annotation, biological process: carbohydrate metabolic process; chitin catabolic process. The transcript is spliced from 9 exons. Gene Ontology annotation, cellular component: extracellular region. Gene Ontology annotation, molecular function: chitinase activity; chitin binding. The coding region runs from base 1 to 1521 and encodes 506 amino acids. Lineage: Eukaryota; Metazoa; Mollusca; Gastropoda; Patellidae.
AUGCCAAGUAAAAAAUCCCAAAUCAUUUCAUUGGCUAUUUCAGCAAAGGCUCAGAAGUUGAAAGUUGUUUGUUAUUAUGCUAACUGGUCUCAAUAUCGAGCUGGUAGUGGUAAAUUCCUUCCCGAAGAUAUCAACCCAAAACUCUGCACCCACAUCAUCUUUGCUUUUGCUAAAUUGUCUGGCAACCUAUUAGAAACUACAGAAUGGAACGACAACAGUUGGAAUUAUCCUCGCGGUUUAUAUCAACGAACCCUCGACUUAAAAAAGUUGAAUCCCUCCCUGAAGGUAAUGUUGGCUGUCGGAGGUUGGAAUGAAGGUGUGGACGCUUUUUCGGCCAUGGUGUCAACUUGGGGUAAUCGACAGGAAUUCAUUAGAACCAGUAUUCAAUAUUUGAGAGAUAUUGGUUUUGAUGGAUUAGAUUUGGAUUGGGAGUUUCCGGCUUACAGAGGCAGCCCAGCUAUAGAUAAACAAAGGUUUCAAUUUCUAGUAGAUGAAUUGAGGAUGGAAUUUGAAAAAGAUGCUACUAAAACAGGAUAUGACAGACUGAUAUUAUCUGCUGCCGUAUCAGCAACACCUAGUGUUAUUGAUGGUGGUUAUGAAGUACCUACUAUAGGAAAGAGUUUGGAUAUGAUCAAUUUGAUGGCAUAUGAUAUGCACGGAUCCUGGGAUACACAGACUGCACAUAAUGCUCCCCUUUAUCCAUGGAAAGGAGAUCCAACUCCAGCAUUUACAGUGGAUUAUGCUGCUAGAUAUUGGGUUGAAAAGGGUAUGCCGAGAGAAAAAAUCGUUGUUGGUAUGCCGAUGUAUGGAAAUACUUAUACCCUGGCUAGUCGGUAUAAUUCGGGUUUAGGAGCACCAGUUACAGGAGGUGGGACGAAAAGAGCAUACUCAGGUGUAUCUGGAACCAUUUUAUACUAUGAGAUAUGUGAAAGUAUAUAUGGUAGUUAUAGAACUGUACGAAAUUAUGAUAUGCAGACACCAUAUGCUACAGCUGGUGAUCAAUGGGUUGGCUUUGAUGAUGAAAAAAGUUUGGCUACUAAGAUGGAUUGGGUGAUAUCAGAAGGAUAUGGUGGAGCUAUGAUCUGGGCUAUAGACUUGGAUGAUUUUAGUGGUGGUUUUUGUGGAAAAGUAUAUCCUCUAUUAUCUGUUAUCAGUAAUUGUUUAAUCUAUGGAAAAGGUUCAAAUACAUGUCGAAGAAAAGAUUCGCCAGCAACUCAAAAACCUUGGAAUCUCCUAACCACGAAAAAGCCAUGGGUUGCACCAACCACAAAAAAGCCAUGGGUUGCACCAACCACAAAAAAGCCAUGGGUUGCACCAACUACCACACCUAAGCCUUAUGAACCAUCAACAGCUAAACCAUCUUGGGAUUUUUGGUGCCCCUGGACUCCUGGUUUGUAUGCUGAUCCCCGAAACUGUAAGAAAUUCCAUGUUUGUUUUAAUGGCAAAGAUUACGUGUUUACAUGUCCGGCAGGGAACGGAUUCAACUCCCAAACUAAAUCCUGCAGUCGUAUGCAAUGUUAAUAAAUUCAUGUUUAAUUAACUAGAAGAAAAGAUAGAUUUUAAAGAAUUUUUACUUUAAGAAUCUUUAUUAUGUGAUGUGUAAAUAUGAAAGACGAGGCAAUUGUUUUAAAUAUAUUUAAUAUA